Molecule: messenger RNA, 2774 nt
Organism: Periophthalmus magnuspinnatus
Lineage: Eukaryota; Metazoa; Chordata; Actinopteri; Gobiiformes; Gobiidae
Gene: yy1b
Product: YY1 transcription factor b
Exons: 5
Coding region: 134-1225 (363 amino acids)
Biological process (GO): regulation of transcription by RNA polymerase II
Cellular component (GO): PcG protein complex; transcription regulator complex
Molecular function (GO): DNA-binding transcription factor activity, RNA polymerase II-specific; RNA polymerase II cis-regulatory region sequence-specific DNA binding
Source: RefSeq, a predicted model, not a curated record
ACGGGAUUUCGUCGUGGGAAGGAGCCGGAGUUGUUGUCGAAGAGGGCGCAGACUGCAGACGGAGAGCGGGGGGUGUGUGCGCGUUGGCCCGAGCAGCGGCGUGGAUGAAACAGGCAAACUGGCGCACUACAACAUGGCAUCGGGCGACACGCUGUACAUCGAGACAGACGGGUCCGAGAUGCCCGCGGAAAUAGUGGAGCUGCACGAGAUCGAGGUGGAGACGAUACCCGUGGAGACGAUAGAGACGACGGUGGUGGGCACGGACGAGGACGAGGACGGGCAGCCCAUGAUCGCGCUGCAGCCGCUGGUCACGGACGAUCCGAGCGCCAUGCACCAUCACCAAGAGGUCAUCCUGGUGCAGACGCGCGAGGAGGUGGUCGGGGGGGACGACUCGGACCUGCACGCGGACGGGGGAGGCGGUUUCGAAGACCAGAUCCUCAUCCCGGUGCCCGCGCCCGGGGUGGAGGACGAGUACAUCGAGCAGACUUUGGUGACUGUGGCCGGGAAAGGCGCAAUGGGACGAGUGAAGCGCGCGGGCGGCACGGGAGGCAAGAAAUCCGGGAAAAAGAGUUAUUUAAGCGGGGGAGACGCCGGGGGACGCAAAUGGGAGCAGAAACAAGUGCAAAUAAAGACUCUGGAAGGGGAGUUUUCUGUCACGAUGUGGGCGUCGGACAUUGAUCAUGAGUCAGUGGUGGAGGAGCAGAUCGUGGGAGAGAACUCGCCUCCAGAUUACUCCGAGUACAUGACGGGGAAGAAGCUGCCCCCUGGUGGAAUCCCGGGAAUCGACCUGUCCGACCCCAAACAGCUGGCGGAGUUUGCCAGGAUGAAACCCAGAAAAAUCAAAGAAGACGAUGCUCCGAGGACAAUAGCCUGUCCCCACAAAGGCUGUACAAAGAUGUUCAGGGAUAACUCCGCGAUGAGGAAGCAUCUCCACACCCACGGGCCCCGGGUCCACGUGUGCGCCGAGUGCGGCAAAGCGUUUGUGGAGAGCUCCAAACUAAAACGGCACCAGCUCGUCCACACGGGGGAGAAGCCUUUCCAGUGCACGUUCGAAGGCUGCGGGAAGCGUUUUUCUCUGGACUUCAACCUCCGCACACACGUCCGAAUCCACACGGGAGACCGGCCCUACGUCUGCCCCUUCGACGGCUGCAAUAAGAAGUUCGCCCAGUCCACCAACCUCAAGUCCCACAUCCUCACACACGCCAAGGCCAAAAACAACCAAUGAGAAGCCCCCAAAGACCCGGACUCCGCCCCCUCGCAGACACUCAGACUGAUGAACGAUCUGAACCAUGAAACGGCUUUAAAGAUGCGCCGUGUCGCUUUUCCGCGCCGUUUUACUCCGCGGAGACGUUGUGAUGCGGCGCUGGAAGGUUCCGCAGUACGACUUUAAGCGGCUUUUAUCUUAUUUUUAAUGCGAAAAAACAGAAAUCAUGAUUUUUAAACCCGUUGGCAGUGGUCCACAGUUGUUCCGAACAUCGUAAAGAUUCACCAUGAUGAGUUUUAAAGAGCUUUUCACAACUCACGCGCGACAGCUAGCAUGCUAACGCGCACUUUCUGACAAUAAAAUGCUUAAAAUCCAUCCGUUUUCUUUCGUUUAUCCAGAGGUGGGUCGCGGGGGCAGGAGUCUUAAGCCGACUUCCCUCACCCCAGACGCUUCCUCCAGCUCCUCCACUGGGCAGCCGUCUAAGCGGGGACUCCUUAGACUUCCCUCACCACCAGACACUUCCUCCAGCUCCCACGGCAACAGCGAGACACUAAAUAACCCCGUUCAAACACUACACAGCGGUCUCAUUUAAACGCAAAUUCUGCUCAAAAACACGGGAAAAGUUGCGUACAGGGGCUUUAAUCCACUAAACUAAACAUGUAGACGGCACUACGCAAGGUUACGAGUCAGAUCUGUGGAGCGGCGAUCACACUCACAGUGAGGACGCGUGUUUUUAAAGGUAUUUUUUUAGCAAUAAUACGAAUACGAUCGAAACGACAACAACAACAAAAAAGCAAAACGAUGUUAAAGAUGCUACGCUAACAUCUCCACGGCGACGCGUCAGAAAAGCCACACGGCGCAGCUUUGAGCCCAGUCCGCAGUCGCAUCCCCCCUUCUUGUCCUGCUGUCUUACCGGACGAGGAAGAUAUGACGCCCCCUGUUGGUCACGACGGCACUUUGCAGCCGCACGAAGGAACUUGGAAAAACAUCUGAAGGACAUUUUUACCGGGAAAAGGCAGCAGAUUUGUAACUUUAUUUUAUCACAUAGUUCUUAUUUUAACGAGUGAACAUAUUGUGCACUUGACUCGGGCUAUGUUCAGAAAAAUGGUGUUUUGUUUUCGAACUGCAUUAUGAGAUCGUACUUAUUAUAUUAUUAUUAUUAUUAUUAUUAUUCUAAACAAACUCGUGUGACCCGUUUCACUUAUAACACAAUGGGACGUUUUUUGCAUUUUCAGACCCUUGGGUUGUACUUCUUAACCACAGAUUAACCUGUAUACUUGUACUGUAUGGCUGUAUUCAGUAGACAUAGCUAGAGGUGUGAUUCAAGUGAAACCAGAUUAGUCUUUCUCUUUUCUAUGAACUACUUUACACAGAUUAACAAAGAUUAUAAUCCCACCUUCAUCCCCCCGGCGUCAGUUUGAAGUGACCGCAGACCUUCACUCGUUUCUGAGAAUGUAUUGUACAGACUUUGGACAUUAACCUUUUAGUUGGUCUUUCCACCCAUGUAUCCCGACUGCCCACAAUAAAAUGGGUGAUUCAAACCUGUGACAGCGCCGCCUACUGUUUACUC